AUGGCAGUGAGUGGACUUGUUUCCUCACGGUUCCCUCUACUCUCUCUCACUCCUCCCUGCUUUCCCCCACUGUUCCGCCUCCCUCUUUUCCCCCCGCCAAUUCAACCCAUCCUCCAGCUAUCCGCGGACACGCCCACCCACGCGCACCACCACGCCUCCUCAGCCUCACAGCACUCCCCGUCGCUCUCGUUUGCUGUUGCCGCUGCCGCCGCCGCAGCCACAGCAGCCGGGUCCCCACCAGCAGCGGCCAUGGGGGGGCGAGGGGGGGCAUCCCUCCUCGCCUCCUUCGCCGCUUCCGCCUCUCCCGCUGCCUCCAAGCCCGCCGCCGCGCUCCAAACCCUGCCUGGGCCGGCCCGAACCAGCUACACCCCUCCAGGCUCGGUCACCGCCGCCAGCCUCCAAGCCUCAACCGAGGCUGCCCAACCAGGCACACAGCAACCCGCCCAUCCCGCACCAGUUCGACCAGUCCGGUCCUCCAGCACGGCCCAAUUCCCGUUCAGGGUGAACGACGUGGUACUGAUCAAGGGCAACAAGCGCACGCCGGAGCACUUCAUAGGGCGCAAGGCCAUCAUUACGACGCAGUGCCUCAACGGCUGGUACAUGGUGAGGACGCUUGAUGGCGCCGCUGAUGAGGUGCGCCUGCAGUACCGGUCCCUGGAAAAAAUCCACGCUGCUGGUGCUGCUGGGGGGGGAGGGGCAGGGGGGAGUGCAGGGGGAGGAGGAGCGGAUGGGGUUGGUGCUGGUGGGGUUGCGGCGGGGAGUGUGGUGACUGGUGCGGGGGGAGGAGGGACCGGGGGAGGGGGGAGAGGAGGGGUGGGUGGAGGAGAGGGGGAGAGUCAUCGGCUGCUGCCGCCAGCGGGGGUGCCCAAGGGGCGAGGGGCGGGGCAUGGUGGAGCGCGCAGGGAGACCAAAGCCAUGGGGCGGGGCAGGGGUGGACGGGGAGCAGGGAGGGCGGCAAUGAAUGCGUCGCCCAUCAGCACGCCUGCCUCGCUCUGUGGCAGCCUCUCCACGCCCAACGCCUCCCUCUGGACUGGGUCGGUGGCAGGUUCGGCAGCAGCGUCGGAUGCAGCGGGGGGAGCAUCACGGUCAGUGUCGGUGUCGGGGGACUUUGGCAUGUGCAGCGGGCCGGCAGGGGAGGUGGAGCAGGGCGCCAUGUCCACCACUCCCAGAAGCGGCAGCGGCACCUCCCAUGUCACCCGCAUGUCCCAUGCCGCCCCCAUGCCGCACAUGCCUCAUGUGUCCCACAUGCAUGGUGUUGCUGGUGCUAUGGUUGGGAAUGCACCGCACACUAGCAUGUCAACGCCGCAUCACGCCAUGCCAUCUGCCCACCACAGCUCAUCAACAGCUCCACAGAGCACGGUGGUUUAUCCGACGGCCAGCAGCGCGCCCACCACGCCUGCAUCCAUUGGCCGUGCUGCCAUGCCUGUGCCUGCAAGCCCAGGCUCGGCCGUGCCUGCCAGUCCUGGUCCGGCCGUACCUGCAAGUCCAGGCUCGGUGGGGCGAGUGCAGCGAGGGCUGAGUGUGCAGGCGAGCCCAGGCUCGGCAACAUUCCGGCCCUUGUUUCAGACAGGAAGGGGGUAUGCUGCGCAGAGAACCGAUCCUGGAGGAGGUUCGGUAGUGGACGGGGCGGCAGGUGCAUCAGGGGUAGCAGGAGGCAGAGACGAGGGGUGUGCUGCGAUGGGCGAAGGGACAGGGCUGACGGGGUCAGUGCAGGCAGCCGGAUUUGGUGCUCCACAGGUGGUGAGCUCAGCAGAAAUUGAGAUGUCGGCAGCAGGAGCAGCAGCAGGUGGUGGUGUAGCAGCAGGGGCGGAUGGGACAGCAGGGCAGGGGCAUUCCCUAGUAAUGGGCGGUCAGAGGCCACCUGAUGGGGUUCUGAGGAGUGAAGGGUUCAGGCAGCAAGUGGAUGUGCAGACUACAGGGCAGUGUAUGGUGCUGCAGCCUGUAGGUCAGCAGGGUCAAAUGGGUCAACAGGGUCAAAUGGGUCAACAGGGUCAAAUGGGGCAGCAGGGUCGAAUGGGGCAGCAGGGUCAAAUGGGCCAGCAGGGUCAAAUGGGGCAGCAGGGUCAAAUGAGUCAACAGGGUCACAUGGGGCAGCAGGGUCAAACAGGUCAGAUGGGGCAGCAGGGCCAGCAGGGUCAAAUGGAUCAAAUGAGUCAGCUUGUCCUUCAAGAACAGAGCCAACCAUUCAAUCAACCUGGUCAACCAAGUCAACGAGGCCAAGCGAGUCAAGGCUAUGUGCUGCCAGGUCAGCAGCAAUGGAGCACAGCACAGGGGCCAGGGCCGCGGCAAGGAGGAGGGGCAGGGGGCAUGAUUCAGAGCCCGUUGAGCGUGGGUGCAGGGCAAGGUGGUUCGGUGGUUUGUCAGGCAGGGAUGAUGCCCAGCCAGGGCGGCAUGGCAGAGAGUGAGGGGCGUGGGAUGGCAGGGCAGGGGGGAGCAGCGCAGCAGGUGAUGGGGAGGCAGCAGCACAGCUGCGCGCCAGAAGGCUUCAUCCCUGCUGCCGGUGACAUGCUGCCUGCAGCUCCCAGCUAUGGCGCUGGGUUCACAAGCAGCAGCGGAGCACACCUCCUUCCUUUGCCCUCCACACAGAGCCUUGCCGCCCAGCAGAUCAUGGCAGCCACACAGCAGCAGCAGCAGCAGCAGCAGCAGCAGCAGCAGCAGAAUGUGCUGUCUUCUCAGCACAGUCUGUUGCAGCAGCAGCAGCAACAACAGCAGCAACAACAGCAGCAACAACAGCAGCAACAGCAACAAUGGUGUGUUUGGGAGCGAGCACAUGCUGGAGGCGCAGCAGCAGAGGCAGCGGGUGCAGUGGCGGGCGGCAGCAGAGGCGGAGGUGGAAAGGAGCUCUGGGGUGCGCCGUGCCCUCCACUCUGCCUGCACACCAGCGCCCCAGGACUCACAGGGGCAGGGGCAGGGGCAGGGGCAGGGGCAGGGGCAGGGGCAAGUUCAGGAGGUGAUGCAGGCGAGGAUGGGGAGAAGGGAGGAGAUAACUGGGGAGAUGGUGAUAGGGGAGAUGAGGGGGAGGAUGAUGAGGGGGAGGAUGAUGAGGGGGAGGAUGAUGAGGGGGAGGAUGAUGAGGGGGAGGAUGAUGAGGGGGAGGAUGAUGAGGGAGAGGAUGAUGAGGGGGAGGAUGAUGAGGGAGAGGAUGAUGAGGGGAGGAUGAUGAGGGAGAGGAUGAUGAGGGGGAGGAUGAUGAGGGAGAGGAUGAUGAGGGAGAGGAUGAUGAGGGAGAGGAUGAUGAGGGAGAGGAUGAUGAGGGAGAGGAUGAUGAGGGAGAGGAGACGGAAGAAGAAGGGGAGGAGGAAGCAGAAGGGGAGGAGGAAGGCCGUGGCUGUGCCAUCACAAGGGGCGGUGCCAUCACAAGGGGCGAUGAUGCUAUUACCAGGGGCGACCCCAUGGCACGGCAGCAAGGCAGGGGAGGUCACGGACAGCAGCAGCACUGCGUCCGCGUCCCCCAAAAUCACGCAGAUCACGGCGCUGGACCUUCUGAGGAGAAAGAGCCCCGCGCCCCCAUCCAUCUUCUGCCCACCCGAGCCUCCACUGCCCGCACCUCCACCAGCUGCAAGCGCACCAGCUGCACCCGCACCGGAUGCAUUGUCGGCAGGCGGGCAUGAGGAGGCGUUGGUGGGAGAGGGGCGUGAGGAGGAAAGAAUGAUGGGAGAAUUCGAGCAGGGGAAUGAAGGGAAGGAGGAGGGAAUCGAGGAGGGAAAUGAUGAGGGUGUGAGACAAGGGGAAAAAGGCGAGGGGGUGAAUGAGGAAGAGGAGGAAGAGGGCUUGCCUGGGAUGGAGAGUGCGAGUCAGUGUGGGGUUAGCACACAAGUGGUACGGCCUGGAAGCAUGGCUGCGAGUGCACGUGGUGGUGGUGGGGAUGGGGAUGGGGAUGGGGAUGGGGAUGGGGAUGGGGAUGGGGAUGGUGAUGGUGAUGGGGAUAUUGAUGGUGAUGGUGAUAUUGAUGCUGGUGAUGAUGGGAAUAAUGGAACGGAGAUGGACGUGAGAGUGCUGGUACCCCAGGCGCAAAUGAGUGCUGAUGGCGGUGCGGGCGGGGUCACUAUGGCUGGCAUAGGCACUGCUGCUGCUGGCGUCACUGGUUCUGACACGCAUGAAGGGAAUUCGGAGCAGGAGUGGCAAAGAGCGAGUGCGCUUGCCGACUCCAAUACGAAUGCUGGUGCUGAUAAUGAUGGCAGAGGCGCUGGCAUUGCUGCCAGGCGUGGUGGUGAGAGUGACGGCACAGGUGCUGGUGCUGCCAUGGUUGCAGGGGCUGCGCCCACAGGGCAGCGCAAGGUGGGAGGGAGGGAGGGAGGAGGGACGAGGAGGGAGGGUGGUGGUGAGGAUAGUGUGGGUGGCACGGGUGGGCAGGAUGAGCAGGAGAAGGGGGGCGACACGGGAGGGGCGUGUGAGCAGGAUGGCGUGU
Closterium sp. Yama58-4 is the source of this 4408-nucleotide messenger RNA. The record is from the annotation of a GenBank genome assembly. NCBI's taxonomy places the organism in Eukaryota, Viridiplantae, Streptophyta, Zygnematophyceae, Desmidiales, Closteriaceae.